ACUGGGUGGGAUAUUCUGUCAGUUUCCCCUCACCCUACCCAGCCCUGUGCUUAGCUUGGCUCUUUGCUUCCCCUGCGUCGCUUUGCUCUGCCCAACCAUCCCUAGACCCCCCUCUGCAAUGCUGCCACACCGGCAGCUCCAAAUUCCCCAACCCCGGUAAAACUUACAGUUUAUCUUCAAUUUUCUAUUUUUCUUAAUUUUUCUUUUAAUCUUGGAGAAGUUCAACCUGUGGAUUACAUGGUUCAGGAAACAAGACUGUGAUCACCAAGUGGAAAUGGAAUAAUUGAAUAACUGGGACAUUUUUUUUACUGAGAAGUGGAUGCUGAUUGGAUUCAUACUGAAGCUGUGAUUUUCCAUUCACUUCUGCAUGAGGAGGCUUUGCCCCCAAUUUAAAGGAUAAUACCUGAAAUUGUCUCCAUAUCACCAUGGCUGAAGGAGCCUCCUCCGCAGCCACUAGGUCCAGUGGAGCAGCACCACAGACGGGGUCUCUCGGGUCCAAAGGUCUAGGGCUCCUCGGGAAGCUGAAAAUGUCUGCGGAGCUGCUGAUUGCCCUGGCUGCUCUCCUGUCCUGGGUGGUGGUGGGAGUGGUGAUGUUUGAUUUUGUGGAGUACAAAGCAGUCCCUGACAUUGAGCAAAUCAUCACGGACCCUGUUCAAGCUGUAAAUGACGCUGUUGAUGAAGUAUCCAGUCUGCUCAAUAAAUUUCAAGAAUGUGCACCUGAUUUAAGUGACCCCACGUCUGCUGUUACUUACGCUGCUGAGGAAAUAUCGGAAGCAAAAGAUGGAUUUGUUCGCUAUUUUUCAGAUGAGGAAGGGAACUUCUACCUCAGCUAUGUUGACCCUGUGGUCAUCGGUAGACAAGCUUUCCACUCAACUAAUGAUUUCAUGAGUGGCGUUGUGGGCUCCUUCAGGGAUACGCUGUGUGCUAUUAUGGAUACUGUUUUGGACACUAUAUUGGAUAUAAAUACAGGAAAAACUGACCUUAGCUAUAUUGACCCUGUGGUCAUAGGCAGAGGUGUCUUCAGUGUUAUUAAUGAGCUUAUGUGUGGAGUAUUGGGCUACAUCUGGGAUGUGCUCUGUGCCAUCCUGGACACUAUUCUGGAUGUAGUGAAAGGAACCACAGAUAUUAGCUUCAUGGACCCUGUGGUAAUUGGCAGAGAUGCCUUCAGUGUUACUGAUGACACUGUGAGUGGAGUAGUGGGAUACAUCCAGGACGUGCUCUGUGCCAUCUUGGACAAAAUACUGGACAUAACGAAAGGAAACACUGAUGUUAGCUUCAUUGACCCUGUGGAUGUUGGCAGAAAUGUCUUCAGUGUUACUAAUGACUUUGUGAGUGGAAUAGCAGCAUACAUCCAGGGUAUGCUCUGUGCAAUCAUGGAUGUAAUACUGGACACAGCACAAGGCAUCCAGGAUGCUGUGGGAUUCAGCCCAAUGUCAGCUCUGAAGGGAACAGCAGAAAUCAUCACAGAACAGAUAAACAUGCUCGUGAGCUACGUCUCCGCAAUGCUGGUCAGCGAACAAGGGAUCAUGCCUGAAGUUUCCCUUGACCCCAUGAAAGUUGUGGAAGAUGCCGUGUUGGAGUUCACAGACAAGAAAGAUUUGUUCUUGGCUUACAUGUCAAGCAUGGUUGUUGGUGAACAAGGUGAACCUGUGGCCACACCGGUUGUAAAUGUAGUAACUGAAAAAGAUGAAACUGUAGGUCCUCCGUCUGAUAUACAUUUAGUACAAAGGAAAGGUGAAUUUCUGCCACCUUUUGAAAAAGUUACAGAAAUUAUGAACGCUGCCAAAGACGAAGCUGCUCCUGCUGCAGAGUUAAGUGAGGCCCCAGACUCAAAGGAGGAGGAAGUUCCCACUGAAGCUGCCAGUAAAGCAGAUGAGGCAGAGGAAGAUGAUGUGAAACAUGUUGACCUUGUUGAAGAAACAGAGCAUGAACCAUCAAUGGAGGAUGAGGGAACCCUCGACGAUGACAGCAAGGAGGAACACAAAAAGGAAGAGGCAGAAGACGUUACUGAAGAAGAGGAGAAGGAGGGAGAGGAGAAAGAAGAUGAGGAAGGUGAUGGUACAGAAGACGAGGAGGAAUUAAAAACAGACGAUGAUGAAGAACAAGAAGAGGGAGAUAUUAAAAUACAGGAGGUUGAGGUAGAAGAAGAGGAGGAAAAGGAGGAAAAGGAGACCAAAGCUGAAGAAGUUUUUGUAGAGGAGGAAGAGGAGGAGGAGGAGGAGGAAACAAAAUCAAGAGAGGAGGUGGUAGAAGAUGAGGUGGAGGAGGAGGAAGAGGGGGAGGAGGAGGAGACCAAAACAGAAGAUUUGGUAGAUGAGAAGGAGGAGGAGAAGACAAAAACUGGGGAAAUUUUUGUAGAGGAGGAAGACGAGGAGGAGGAGGAGAAGGAGGAGGAGGAGGAGGAAACAAAAUCAGGAGAGGAGGUGGUAGAAGAUGAGGAGGAGGAGGAGGAGGAGGAGGAGACC
Messenger RNA from Dicentrarchus labrax (European seabass), 2465 nucleotides. RefSeq lists its product as uncharacterized. Gene Ontology annotation, molecular function: signaling receptor binding. The record is from RefSeq and is a predicted model, not a curated record. The transcript is spliced from 15 exons. NCBI's taxonomy places the organism in Eukaryota, Metazoa, Chordata, Actinopteri, Moronidae. The annotation marks the transcript as partial. Gene Ontology annotation, cellular component: membrane; sarcoplasmic reticulum.